CACACACAGACUGAUGAAUGAAUGAGUGGGGAACGUCAGCACAACAUAGCACACUAACGUCCACGCACACCCAUGGAGACCAUGCAGCCAGCACCCUUAAUUAAAUCCAACACCACCACAGCACAGCACCGAAAAACACCCCACAGCAACCGUCUCAUCUCAUCUCGGUUCGCAUGUUUCCAUGUAGGCCGCCAUCAAUCAGAUCUGAUGCGGCCGCGACGCUAUCCACGGCGGCACGUAAUAUGACGACUGCACAAUCGACACAUACAAAGUUACACACGCAUGGCCUGUCAGGUUCUGUGCGAUGGGAUCUCUUGCUCACCGAUUUGGGAAACGACGAACUGGGCGAGCCUGACGGCAGCACAGACGUCUCCUGCUGCUGCUGCUGUGCCUGCAAGCCGCCACUUGCCGACUCGUCCCCCCUGCCCCUGAUGGCGCUGUCGGCACUGUCCCUCUGGCCGCCGUGAUAUUGGUAGCUCGACGCACUGCUGACCGUGCUGUGGGUGCUGGAGGUGAGGCUCGUGUCCAUCUGCGGGGGCGGGGUGAAAGAGGAGGGGUGGCUGGUGGUGGUGUGGGUGCCGUUGAUGGCUGCCCGUGUGGUGCCGAUGGGCGGGACGGCGUUGAGGUUGGAGGGCUCGAGGACCUUGGGAGGGGGGGACUUGGACUCGACAGACGUCAUGGGCAGAUAACUCUGAGGCCUGGUGACAACACAACAUGGCACACACGACGGAUGAAUGGAUGGAUGGAUGGAUGGUCUGUGUGUGAUUGGUGUACCGACCUAGCGGCGCUGCCUCCGGGUUUCUUGCCGAGCAGCAGCCGUCUGAGGAACCUCCGGAGUGAGGCAGGCAGCCGCACUCGCCGCCUGCCGCCCUCCGCCCCCGCCAUUGGCACAUCGUCCUUGCCGCUGUAGAGGUACAUGGCGACGAUGACGAGUGAGGUGCCGACGACAUAGAAAAGGGAUGGCGUGAAGUCGCCGAUGAGGUGGUAGGAGAGCAGACACGACAGGGCGAUGGACGUGGCGUUGCCGAAACACUUCAAGAUGUUGUCCGCAUACUUGAGCACCGCCGCCACGACCAUCCCGCCCAAAGCCUACAGGUAGGCGAUGGAGUCCAUCCUUGUGUCAUGUCCGUGUGUAGCUAGCUGCCUUGUUCUCACUGGUUGCUUGCCUGCAGGAGGAUGACGGUCCAGACGAGGCCGUUGUAGCCCUGGAAGAAGCCAUCUCGCGCCACCGCGGCUCCGUCGUAGACCAGGCAGCCCGCCAGACCCAUCAUGGCACCAAACAGAGCAAGCUGGAUGUUGCGAACCCUCCACACACACAUAAAGUAGAGACACACACACACACAGAGCAAACCAUCGGCAUGGUUCGAUCGUGCCAGCUGCUAUUUCCACUCCUCUCUUACCAGAUGGACACCUUCGCCCCUUUGAGGAUUCUUUCCAGCAACACGCCAGCCAGCCCUACCACCACACACGCCGCACAAGGCGUCCGUCCUGACAUGUUCCGACUCGCUCCCCUCCUAUCUACCUGAGGUAAAGCACGCGGCGAGGACGGCCGCCAGUCCGAUGGCCGUGGAGCCGCCGAAUGUGUCUGGCUUCACGGCAUUGUUGCUGGAGGGCGGGAUCUGGAUGAGGGCCACGCCGGCCGUCAGGACGAUGAGCGACAGCCACUUGAGCAACGACAGCUGCUUGUGCAGAAUCAUCACCGACAGCAAUGCAGUGGUCAGGAUCUUCAGCUGAUACGUCACCUGCACCAUCCACCAACGGCAGGCAGAGGAAACACACACACACACACACACAUCGUCUGUCCAAAUGUCUGUCCGUGUCUGUGCAUGGGCAGCCGACGACUGACUGACUGACUGACCUGAUACAUGGCCCCGCUGAGGUGGGAGAGGGCGACGAAGAGGAGGUUGUUCUGGAUGGUGUAGAGGAGGGCGGGGAUGCCCACUUUGAGGGUGGUCAUGGGCUUGGCGAAGACCUCAGUGCGGAAGAGCCUCACCAGCCUGUCCACCUGGAAGCUGUUCUCCUGCCACACAAGAACCACCGACGCCACUAGCUUCAGGAUCUAGCCAUCACACACCACACACACAGACCAAUGGAAGACUGCUUCUGUGCGCUUCUUGCGUUGUGUUGUGUUCGCGUGAUCUGGUCUUCUGACCUCGCUGCUGACGACGGCGGAUGUGUUGAGGUAUCUGGGUCCGUCCGUCUUGACCAUCCUGCUGUAGCGCAUGGUGAUGACGACAGCGGUCGUCUGGAACACGAGCGCCGCCAAGGACACCACCUUCAUGGGCACCUUGACGCCACACACUACCAUCGACGGACCUUCUUUCCCCAUUAUCGAUACUGCCGAGCUUAAUUGAGAUGCCGGUCAGUUGCGGCCGCUUCUCC
Molecule: messenger RNA, 2382 nt
Organism: Vitrella brassicaformis
Lineage: Eukaryota; Vitrellaceae
Source: the annotation of a GenBank genome assembly